AUGAUUCAAAACCUCCCCGGUGAACUUCUCAUAACGAUUGCAGGAUAUCUUCUGUACUCUUCGGACCGUCUCCACCUUGCCAGCUGCUGUCGUCGAUUCCGACUCAGUGUACCCCUCCUAAAGGAGGCAUACACAUCAAUUAAUGUCCAUUAUUUCUGUGAGAAAUCUCUCCGCCAGCUGGUAGAGAUUCUUCUGGAAGCCCCAGACCUUGCAAAAAGAGUCACCCGUAUAUCGCUUGCGAAAUCAAAAAACCCACCUUGCAAGUCUCAUCUAUCCACCUCUCAUCCGACGCAUCGGUCCUGCAACCAGUCCGUUUCGGACUUGAUACAACGUCUUACACCGUCAGACGUUGAAUCCAAAGUAUGGAUGGCAGCAGCUACAGCUACUCCUGGAGAGGAAUAUAGUUAUCUGGGCCAAGAUCUCUGGCUAACAAUGUUACUCAACUGUGUGCCUAAUAUUACAUCACUGGAGAUGGAGUGGGGAGGGCACACCGAAAUCUCGGAACGAUUCCUGGAGUUCAUGUCCCGGAAUAAUGGGUUUUCGUGUCUUACCGAAGCAACCAUACAGGUACCUUUCAACUUCGGGUUCGAAUUUCAAUUUUAUAAAAUUGCGCCUUUUUUCCGACUACAAUCUAUGCACAAAUUCAAAGGCACGUUGAUCGCUGACUUGGAGGAUCAGAGCAGAGUCAAUUUCGCUGAUCUGAUCCCCAUAAAGUCAUCGCCUAUUGAACAUAUUCAUCUAGUGGAAGCAAGUUCACAUAAUGGCUUCAUGCCUCUUAUCUCCGCCUGCAGAAACUUGAAAUCCUUCACCUGCCUAACGCGAAGCGGAUGGGCAUAUCUGGACUACUGGGCUUAUAACAUGAAUUUUAUUCCUCUAUUAAUUCAGGACUAUGGCCAAUCUCUUAUGUCAGCGAAAGACAGCCUGGAAGAUUUAUACAUCGAUGUCUCAUAUCCGGAGACGAAUAAUCAGCUGGGUUGGAUCGGUAGCCUGACGGAGUAUACAAAGCUCAGAACUCUGCACCUGCGAUUAUGCGACCUGCUACAUGUGGAUUUGGACAGAAUUCCUGACUAUGAAGCAGAUGGCUUUGAUUCCGUCUACGAUGUACCGACCUUCAUUCCUCCGGUCGACGCUCUGCCUGUCUCGUUAGAACAUCUCUAUGUGUCAGACUUUGAGUGGCCCUUCUCGAUAGGCCUGAGGGAGCUAGAAAAGUUGGUCCGUGCAAAGGACAAAUUCACGCGCUUGCGAGUUAUUGAUAUCGAAGGUCUUUGGCAAGAUGAACUAAAAGACGUCCAUGCUUUGACGACCAAUCUCAGGCAAGCUUAUGAGGAGGUCGGUGUUGAAUUGAAUGUACUUCACUAUGAUGUCGAGGUGGAGCACCGUGGUAAGCCGGAAGUUGAGUGUGAGGAUCAUUGGUCUCAUCAGAUUGGGGAUAUUUUCGAGUUUGAUUUUACUUGA
This is a messenger RNA of Penicillium waksmanii, 1455 nucleotides long. RefSeq lists its product as uncharacterized. The transcript has a single exon. The record is from RefSeq and is a predicted model, not a curated record. NCBI's taxonomy places the organism in Eukaryota, Fungi, Ascomycota, Eurotiomycetes, Eurotiales, Aspergillaceae. Bases 1 to 1455 code for a protein of 484 amino acids.